AUGACUUUUUAUUUUAAAAUAUAUUUAACAGAAAGUUCAACUAUUCUGGAACGUCCAUUUGCCCAUCCAUUGUUAGCCGAUAAAUUAAUUAUUGGACAGUUUUUAUUAGAUAAUUCUUCACAAAAUAAUGAGGAAUUAUUUUUUAAAGGAACUAUACAAGAUUUCCGUGUUAAUCAAAAAAUUGUACAGUUAGGGGAGAAUUUGGAAAUUGCAGAUGGGGAAGAAUUUUUUGGCAAAAGAAUUUCUCAACAGAAUUUGCUUAAUGGAACAGUUUCUGAUGAUAUUUGUUUAAUGAACGUUAAUAAUUUAAAUAAUGGCGGAAUAGAUUUAACUUGCGGAGUUCAUGGUAGUUGUCGAAAUACUUUUAACGAUUUUGAAUGUGAUUGUGAGCCUGGAUGGAUGGGAAUAUUCUGUGAGAUACAAGAUUUUUGUUUUAACGCUUCUUUAAUUUGCCCGAAUGGUUCUAAAUGCGAAAAUAUUGUUGGAGGGGGCGGUUUUGUUUGUACAUCAACUGCUACGUACAGUUAUAAUUAUCUAAUUUAG
Molecule: messenger RNA, 543 nt
Organism: Meloidogyne enterolobii
Lineage: Eukaryota; Metazoa; Nematoda; Chromadorea; Rhabditida; Meloidogynidae
Source: the annotation of a GenBank genome assembly